AUGGAGGAAACAAAUUCAACUAGUGUAGAGUUCGGAAUGGAGGAAACAAAUUCAACUAGUGUAAAUGCUCCUAAACCACUUAUGGGAAUGAAGUUUAAUAGUUAUGAAGAAGCUUAUAACUAUUAUAACUCAUAUGCAUUGUUGAUGGGUUUUGGAAUAAGAAAGAGCACGGUGAAUUACUCUCGCAAGACUAGAGAAGUGGUAGACAGAAAGUUUGUUUGUGAUAAGGAGGGCUAUAAAUCUAAUAAAGACAAGAUGGAGAUUCAUCUUCGGCGAGAGACCCGAGUGGGAUGUAAGGCAAUGAUGCGAGUGAAAAUAUUGGAGGACAAAUCAUGGGAGGUCACAGGGUUUGUUGAAGAACAUACAAAUCAUGUAUUGAGCAGUCCAGACAAAGCAAAAAUGCACAGAUCACAUCAACAAUUCUAUAAAACUCAAAGAUGUAAAAAACUUAUUGAUAGUCUGCGAGAAGAAGGUAUGCCUCCUUCCACUAUUUCUCGCGUCAUCAAUGCAACCAAUGGAAGAGAAGAGUAUGACAGUGAAUGA
Asparagus officinalis (garden asparagus) is the source of this 543-nucleotide messenger RNA. Its product is annotated as protein FAR1-RELATED SEQUENCE 5-like. Bases 1 to 543 code for a protein of 180 amino acids. The transcript is spliced from 2 exons. The record is from RefSeq and is a predicted model, not a curated record. NCBI's taxonomy places the organism in Eukaryota, Viridiplantae, Streptophyta, Magnoliopsida, Asparagales, Asparagaceae.